AUGGAGGAGGGAAGAAGGGAUGCAGUGAGUGAAAUGGAUGCUGACACUCCAAGUUGCACUGUUGUCGACCUCUACGACAAGGAUAAAGUGUUGUUAGCGGACUGGUCUGCCGCCGGGCUGAACUCGCUUGCUCUCCGCCCCCAAAGGACAAGUGCGUUUCAGAGAUGUUCCGUUUCCGUUACUCGCGGCGGCUCCUGCCUCGAGCUGGCGCCCGAUCUAGUGUUCGAUGACGCGGAGUCGAAUAGCGCGGUGGUCAGGGCUGCUGAGGAGGACGCUGGUGUGCCGGUGAGCCCUAAAUCGACGGGUCUGGAUGCUUUGGUGCUGGGGACGCUCUUCGUGCUCUGGUUCGCGUUUCACGCUUACUUCAGUAUCUACAACAACAAGCAGCAUUGGUUGACGUUGAAUCUCCACAAAAGGCCCAAAAUCAGUUGGGCUCAACUUGUUGCAGUUCUCCCACUGGUGGUGGCGCAUACCUUAGGCAGCCUCUUUACAAAUAUGAGCCUCGGAAAAGUUGCCGUAUCAUUCACUCACACGAUCAAAGCUAAGGAGCCUCUCUUCUCUGUUAUCCUCUCGUUCUCUUUACUCUUUCCUCAGGAUUUGGUGCCCGACAACCUCGUCCUCAGGAUUCACGAUUCACGAAAUCGAUCGAGUGAACCCAAGACCGUAACAGAUUUGGUGCCCGACAACCUCGUCCUCAGGAUUCACGAUUCACGAAAUCGGUCGAGUGAACCAAAACGGGCCGGGCCUGCCAGAAACGGGUCGGUUCACGUUUGA
This is a messenger RNA of Striga asiatica, 774 nucleotides long. The record is from the annotation of a GenBank genome assembly. Lineage: Eukaryota; Viridiplantae; Streptophyta; Magnoliopsida; Lamiales; Orobanchaceae.